AUGGCGCGGCCACCAAUGCAGCUCCCACUGCCUGGGCCCUGGGGCCCCCCGGUGCCCCAGCUUUUUCAGCCAUUUGUGCUCCCCGGAACCUUCUACCCUCGAGGCUCAGCCAACCUGUGCCAUCUGCCCGCGCAGGAGCAGCCCUUCCCUGCAGCCUGGGCACCCCUGGCAGGGGGGGCACCCCAGGCCCCCCAGGCACCACCAGCAGGUCUGCAGAGGGCUCCAUGUGGCUGCCUCUUCGACCCCCGGGUCUUCCGCAUCCAGUGGACAACCACCGACCUGCCUCCACCGGCCACCGCCACGCUCGGCCAAGGCGCCGCUUCUCUGCCGGGUGCUGCCCUGUGGGGUCCCGGGGGCUGCGGGGCCCCCCUGGCCUGGGUAGCCCCAGGGACCCCCCAGGGCCAACCACAAUACCUUGCACCCUACGAAAAUCAGAGGAGUGGGGUGGCCCCAGCCCCUCUGGAGCUGCCAGUGUCCAUCCCCGGCUACCAGCACAUCGAGGGGCAGUUGGCACAGAUCAACAUCUCCAGCACGGCCACCCCUGUGGGGGCACCCCCAGGCAGCGACGUCCCCCUGGGCAGCAAUGUCCCCCCCAGGCCCUGCGCUGCCGCCCACAACCAAGCCCUCGGGGACACUGCAGGCGACCUUGCAGUGUCCGAGGAGAUACUCCUGGAAGAGGCCCUAAGGCUCUUCGGUUGCUCCCUGGAUGGAGUGGGGGUCAGCCAGGAUGGUCCCAGCAGCGGCCCCAUGCCUGGGGACCCUGCUGGCACCAGCGGAGAGGGGAGAGGGAUGGCCGCAGCCACCCCAGCGCUGCCAAAACCCAUCCCCGGCUACGAGGACAUCGAGGGGCCGUUGGCCAAGAUCAACACCUGCGGCAUGGCCACCCCUGCGGGGGCACCCCCAGGCAGCGACGUCCCCCCGGGCAGCGACGUCCCCCCCAGCCCCUGCGCUGACCCCCACAACCAAGACCUUGGGGAGCCCGUAGGUGAACUUGCAGCGUCUGAGAAAGUGGCUCUCCAAGAGGCCCUAGUGCUCUUUGAUUGCUCCCUGGAUGGGGUGGGGGUCAGCCAGGAUGCUCCCAGCAGGAGCUCCAUGCCCGAGGACGCUGGUGGCACCGGUGCAGCCACCCCCGACCGUGACUUCAGCUCGCUCUCGCUGCCUGAGGAGCUGCUCACCCCUGACUACUGCAUCCCCGAGCUCAGCGACAUCAUGCUGAGCCUCAAAAUAUCCAGCGUCAUCGGGAUGGAGCCCCAGGAGCCGUGGCAGGAUGCGGGGCUGGACCUGCCACCAUCCCCACCUGCCGUGGCAGACAAGCCGAGGAAGAGGCAGGCGCAGAGCUCCUUGCCAAUGCCACCCAGCAAGCGCAGGGCUCUCGCAGCCAACGUGGGGGUGUGA
Molecule: messenger RNA, 1395 nt
Organism: Harpia harpyja (harpy eagle)
Lineage: Eukaryota; Metazoa; Chordata; Aves; Accipitriformes; Accipitridae
Product: proline-rich protein 22-like
Exons: 3
Coding region: 1-1395 (464 amino acids)
Source: RefSeq, a predicted model, not a curated record